Messenger RNA from Dovyalis caffra, 1104 nucleotides. Lineage: Eukaryota; Viridiplantae; Streptophyta; Magnoliopsida; Malpighiales; Salicaceae. The record is from the annotation of a GenBank genome assembly.
AUGAGCAUGUUGAUUGUUCAAGUGAUUGCCAUUGGAAUGCAAUUGCUUUCUAAGGUUAUUUUGAGCAAUGGGACGUUUGUGCUUGCACUUAUGACCUAUAGGCAUGUGGUUGCUGCCCUUUGCAUUGCUCCUUUUGCUUUCUUCUUUGAAAGAGGCGUUAAAAGUAAGCUGAGUUGGUCUGUUUUCUUCUGGCUCUUUCUUAAUUCCUUGAGCGGGAUAAUAAUGGCUAUGGGAUUGUUCUACUAUGGUCUCAAAGACACCACAGCUACAUAUGCCAUCAACUUCCUCAACUUGGUUCCAGUAGUCACCUUUGUCUUCUCCAUCAUCUUAAGAAUUGAGAAAUUGGGACUAGGUACUGGAGCAGGAAAAAUCAAGACGUCAGGUGCAAUAUUGUGCGUUGCAGGAGCUCUGGUAGCUUGUCUUUAUAAGGGAAAAGCAUUCUACCUCGUCCAUAAAAGUCUUGAACAUCAUGUUCAAUACAAGCCAUCUAAGGUUCACUGGACUCGAGGCACAAUCAUGCUCAUUGGCAGCUGCUUGUCCUAUUCUAUAUGGUACACAUUGCAGGCCAAGUUGAUCAAAGUGUUCCCAUUCAAAUAUCAUACAACCAUGAUCAGUUGCAUCUUGGCCUCCUUGCAAUCAGCAGUAGUAGGUGUAUGCUUAGACAGAAGUAAGGCUGCUUGGAAGCUAGGUUGGAACCUGCAACUAGUUACCAUCAUCUACUCGGGAGCAUUGGCUACAGCUGCAACAUUUUGCUUGAUUUGUUGGGCAGUUGUAAGAAGAGGCCCUUCUUAUCCACCUAUGUUCAAUCCAUUGACACUCAUAUUUGUGGCCAUUUUGGAAGCUCUCAUACUUGGUGCAGAGAUCACAGUUGGCAUAUUGUUGGGCAUGGUUUUGAUAAUAAUUGGUUUGUACUCCUUUUUGUUGGGAAAAAGGAAGGAGAUGAAAGACAUGCCUAAGCCAAGUAUAGAAACUGCAGAAGCUGCCAUAACAGUUGAACCUACAAGGAUUCAGCCAAUGGCUUCAGUGAAGCCAGUUAGUACUUCUCCUACUAACACUACUGAAGAUAUAGAAUUGGGUUCUGUUAAGGAUGCUUUAAAGCCAUGA